This is a messenger RNA of Rotaria sp. Silwood2, 1128 nucleotides long. Lineage: Eukaryota; Metazoa; Rotifera; Eurotatoria; Philodinida; Philodinidae. The record is from the annotation of a GenBank genome assembly.
AUGAACGAAUUAGAAACAAGUUUAUCAUUAUGGGCAAUAUGUUCCAUAAUAUUAUUUGAAAUUUUAAUUCUUAUUUGUCUAUUUCGAUGUUAUUUUAAUCGUAUUAGACCAAAAAAGUUUUAUCUUAAACGAGAAGAAUAUGAAUAUUUACAAGAUAUUAAUAAUAAUAGUAGACAAACGAAAUUUCCAUCAAUUAUUCUUCGUCCACCACAUGCUGAUGAAUUAGCACUUGUUGGUACUAUUCGAGGUCAACAUCCUAUUGUAACAUAUAAUAAAGGUGUACAAAAUUUUGGUUAUUAUCCUUAUGAUGAAGAUAAAAAAAUUCCACAAGUAUCAACAUCAUCAACAUCCUCAUCAUCAUCUCAACAUUGGCUUGAUUUACAAUCACCCAUAAUAAAUACAGCACAAUUACCACCUGCUAAUUAUGAAAUUCAUUCCCAUCCGAUAGAUAAUUAUGCUUUUAGACAUUCUCCGCUUCCUCGUCCAAUUAUUACAGAUCUUCAUCAAUAUCGUGAAGACUAUGUUAAUGAUGAUGAUGAUAAUAGUCAAUUAGAAAAUUAUCGAUUUCAAUCUUUUCGUCGUCCCAAAAUAAUUCUUCCACAAGUACAUCGAAUUGAUACAUCAACUGAAUUUCAUGGUAUUAAUUAUUCAAAUAUUGUACCAAAGUCUAUUCUUAAAAGUACUACAAGUAUAACACCACCGAAUGAUUUUCUUUCAACUCCAUAUUUACAAACACAAGAUAGUCCAACAUCAUCAAAUUCUGAUGAAUCUUUACAAAAAUCAAUUAAAAUUACUAAACAUCAAUCUAAACCAAUGAAUUAUUCAAUAAAUUCAAUUGAAACAAGAAUACCAAUCGAAUCAAUUUUAUCACCUACUCUACCAUUCUCAUCGAAUUAUCAAAUGAGAUUUGCUAAUGUUAAUCAAUUAAAUGAUAUUGAAUGGGAAACUCCAAGAGAGUUUCAAACUAUUAUUCAUGAAAACGAAACAUUUUAUUCUAAUCAUGAACAAACUUCCUCAUCUAUUAUCGAUUCUAAAAUUUCUAUAUCACAACGACGUGAAAUGAAUCGUCUUCAUGCUCAUUAUUUGUCGAAAAACGAUAUCACACAACAACAGGCAUUUGAAUACUAA